Ceraceosorus guamensis is the source of this 3600-nucleotide messenger RNA. RefSeq lists its product as hypothetical. Lineage: Eukaryota; Fungi; Basidiomycota; Exobasidiomycetes; Ceraceosorales; Ceraceosoraceae. Gene Ontology annotation, biological process: regulation of DNA-templated transcription. The coding region runs from base 417 to 3269 and encodes 950 amino acids. The transcript is spliced from 7 exons. The record is from RefSeq and is a predicted model, not a curated record. Gene Ontology annotation, molecular function: DNA-binding transcription factor activity, RNA polymerase II-specific; zinc ion binding.
AUGUGUACCACUUCUCUCUCCUGAAGGACAGCCACGACGCUGACUCUUUCGACACUAAUUUACUUGCUCGCCUUACGAUUCAUGACGCCAACCACCUCUUCGCCGCCGUCGUGAACGUCGUGCUCUUGGUACCGCUCGCGUUCCGUUACGCGUACCGUGCUGGUACCUCCACGAAAGCGCGGUGCUUGUCUUGGGAGCACACCUAAACGCGGUAAGCUCGCGCGUCUUCCUCGGGAUAAAUUCACGCAAGCAGGACCCUGCUCGCGAACCUGCAUCGCUUGCCUCAAGGAUUCAAUUCGCGACCCAUCCAGGCGUCUGGCUCCACCCACCAUACGCAGCCGAAAGCUGCUUCAUCAGCCGAUCACCACUGCCCCCUCCUCCUGCGCUGCAGCGCUGGAGCCUCUCUUGUGCCCACAAUGCCGGCAGAGAGGAACGGAGAAAAAUCGUCGCAGGCCAAGACGAAGGAGAAUAAACCUCCCCGCAAGCCCACUCAGCCUGCCUGCGACCCUUGCCAUGUCAGGCGUGUGCGGUGCUCUCAUGAGCAGCCAUGCGACCACUGCAGACGGCUCGGCUUGAACUGCACGUACCACAAGGCCAGUCAAGCCCGAAGGAGUACGGGAAAAAGGAUCGAAGCUCUUCGAGAGUCGGACCGUUCCGAGAAGCAGGGUUUUGAAGGUGGGCCUUCUCAAGAUGGACCCAGCUAUCCACCACCUCAGUCUGCUCGCCAGCUCCAGCACCCUCCCCAUCCUCACCACCUGCAGCACGGAGAGACACUACCUUCCCUUGGCGCAAUGAGAAGCGCAGCGGCUCCUAGCAUGUUCGAUGGUGGUAGGACUUCCCGAGUCGAGGGAAAUAUCCAUCCUCAACUUGCAGCAACCUCAGGCCCCUUUCCCUUUGAUGGUCCACCAGCACGCUUGUCCCGGCCACCAGGCACCGCUUCUCCAGCCUCUGCGAACUCCGUGCUCAUGCCUCCACCGGAGUACAAGCCGGGGCUCGAGUCGCCCAAGAACUUUGCGCCAUAUCAAGGGGCCUCGGUGGGCUCGCCAGGAACUUCAAGCUCCUCUUCAUCGGCGCAACACUCAGAUGCAUAUAUGCGACAUCAGCAUCAGAGAGGCUACGGGCACGGCUCCCCUCAGAUGGGUCGCGGAAACAUGGGCGCAGGCCAAGCAGGAGUCUCGCAUGGCAUAUUUCCACCCUUUCUCAGUCCUCGCACCAGCCAGUCUUUGGCUGCCGGAAGUGCGCAUCAUUUCGAACGACAGCCUGGACCCCGUCGGCCGUCGAAUGCUGGUCAGGGCGCCAAUGGAAGGUUCACAAACAACCCACAACAUUCAAACGAGGGAGGCUCUUUUGUUGACCACCUUAUGAGCCGGCCGACGCCUAUAACAACGAGCUCGAGCGGCACGUCUGGCGGAUCUCUGAUUGCGUCCAACAUGCAAUCACAGCCGCAACAGCAAUUUCCUCAAGCGCAGCAGAGUGCUGUGAGUCAAGCUCAGACACUCAACAGCAACAACCUUUUCCAAAUGGUCAACCCCUUUGAAAACACUUUUGCUGCAAAUUUCCGUCUGCCCGACCUGACCACAUCGCUGGCGGACUCAUUCCUGCCGAAUGGCACCGGAGCGAGCGGAUUCGAGAAUGACAUCUCAUUGUGGGAGGGCAUGGAUCUCAACAAUUUCCCGCUCAUAUCUGGUGAUGGGUCGGUCACCAUGCUGGAUGCUAUCGGCAGACUCAACCCGAUGGGACAGACGCCGGCGUCGCUCGAUUCCGGCCACCAUCAUGGCCCGGCCAGCCAAGCGGGCAGUGGGCCGCACGAUGAUAGCCCGCCCGGAAGCUCUGCUGGCGACAUGCAUCAGGCCUUGUCGGAUGGUAUCCUCAUACCUACCCUGGCGCUUUUCUAUGAACGCCUGGGAGGUAUCAUGCCCGUCUUCUCGAGAGCCUGGCUCUACGGUCGUCUGGACGCGGACCAUCAUCGUACAGAUCCCCAAUUUGGCUCGAUGCUGCUUUCGAUGAGCGCCUUGGUAGCGAUCCAAGCCCAGGAUACCACAGAUAGGGCGUCCGCCAGAAACAGGCGAAAGAAAGCGGUCGCACUGUUAGAGCAGUCGAGUCAAAUGCGAGGCGGUUUGAUGUUUGGCAAGGAACCUUCGCUGGAGACCACCUGCACGUCUUUCUUCUUCUUUGCGAGUCUCUUCGCUCUGAACGAGCACAAUGCGGCUUGGUUCCGUCUUCGAGAGGCCGUGACCUUGGGCCACCUCGCCAAGCUGCAUGAGCCAUCCUCCUACGAGGGUCUCCCUCGAGACGAGCAGGAACGUCGCUUGCGCACUUACUGGCUGUUAGCCAUCACAGAGCGAGCAUAUGCUAUCCAGUACAAUCACCCUAUCACCCUGACGGGCAAUCCGAGAAAGAGGACGGCAAUUCUACGGCAACAGCUCGGACUCAAAGAACUUGCAGACUUUCCGGAUUUGCAGCUGUCCAUCUUCGAUGCCGUUGAUGAGACCUUUGUCGACUGCUUCCUGGGAAAGUGCCUUGGAAAGAACUGCAAGACCUUUACGAGGGAAAAAGCGCUGGAGCUUUACGCAGCUUUCACUCGCGUUGGCGAGGAAAGAGGCUCGUCGACGCGAGGAGAUGACGAGCGCGUCAAUGGAGAAGGAAGCAGCACGUCCAAUGGUGGGGGGAAUACGCGCGACAGCUCUGUUGCUGCUGGCGACAAUGACCCUUCGUUCGGCCGGAGUGCAGUGCAAAAAGCCGACUUCGAAAUCACUCGCUUGUGGCUUCAAAAUCGAGCUUGGCUCAUUGCUCUGAGUCAUAGCUUGUUGACCAUCCAGGAUCGAGAAGAGCCGUUGCGCGUUGAUCACGCCCUGCACCUGGCAAGACGUACACUCGACAUCUGCAAUGGGCUGCCUUUGCCGGCAAUGGAAGCGCAUGGGAUCGGAUUCGUGCUCAAGCUUUACGAUAUUGCCAGCACCUUGGCAAUUCUCUGCAAGGAUGAGGGUGUGGCGCAAGCGAUUGAGGACUACUCGCUACCUGCGCAACAAGGCUCUCCACACAGCGUCGUCUCGCCAUCCGCAACAAGCGGCGGUCGUUUGGCAACUCGGUUGCGCACCGAAAUCUUGGAAUUGCUCGAAGCGUUUGCGGCGUUCAUGCGCGAGUUCCUGGGAGGCAAGCACGAGUUCAAGGAGAAGCUGGAGGGACACAUUAAUGAGUUCCACGCGAGCAACCCUUGGACCAUGCUCAAUUACCGCACGACCACUCCCGACACGCGUUGGAACACUUGAUGAUCAGAAAAGGUGCUGCGGCUAAGCAUCGCAGUGCCCUCGCGUCCCCUGGGUUGGGGACAGCUCACCGCCAGACUUGGAUUGACAGCUUCGUAGCUUGUAUGUAACACCAGACAGAGAUCCAUCACCUCAGUCACGCGCGUCACUCGUCCACCUCACAUGUCCAUUGCGUUAUUCAAAAAGUUAUCACGUCACUCGUCUGUGCUUUUUGCAGUGCGCACUCGUCUUGCGGGGAUGUGCAAGCGCAUUUCGAGGGCACAUCCAGUCGUCGAUGGGAGCGUUGCAUUCUAUGGAGCAGAAAGUACCUCGGCGUCACUUUGCAAAGCAAAUC